Hemicordylus capensis (graceful crag lizard) is the source of this 3260-nucleotide messenger RNA. It is a transcript of the gene TMEM107, whose product is annotated as transmembrane protein 107. Lineage: Eukaryota; Metazoa; Chordata; Lepidosauria; Squamata; Cordylidae. The coding region runs from base 260 to 808 and encodes 182 amino acids. The record is from RefSeq and is a predicted model, not a curated record. The transcript is spliced from 7 exons. Gene Ontology annotation, cellular component: MKS complex. Gene Ontology annotation, biological process: non-motile cilium assembly; protein localization to ciliary transition zone.
AUGGGCGACUUCCCUCACUAAAGAUGGCGGACGAAGAGCCGCGCCUCCUUGUUUCAAAGCCUCGCGAUGCGACGCGUGAUGAAGUGCUUCGGCCGCGGAGAAAAGAAGUUGCGGGGCCGCGCGGAGGCGGUUGCUAGGGGCAACGGCGAGGCCUAGUGGCGAGGCCCUGAGCCUGCCUGACUCAGUGGGGCAUCACGUAUUAUCCAGUGGACGUAUUCCAGUGGAAGGCAUUUCGUCACCUCUUGGGUGCUGGGAGAGGAUGCCUCUGGUCAAUGGGCUGGUCCCGUCGCGAUUCCUGACCCUCACAGCCCACCUGGUCAUUGUAAUCACCAUCUUCUGGUCCAGGGAGAAUAAUGUCCGUGCUUCCCUGCCCCUGCAGUGCACCCAGCAAGAGUAUGAGACCCGGGACACGGAGAUGGUGGUGGCGCUGUCGGUAACCCUUGGACUCUUUGCUAUAGAGCUGGCUGGCUUCUUUUCCGGGGUGUCCAUGUUCAACAAUGUGCAAAGCCUCCUCUCCAUCGGGGCCCACGCUUCCGCUUCCAUCACGUUGCUCUUCUUCCUCUUUGAACAGCUGGAUGGCAGCCUCUACUGGUGGGUCUUUGCCUUUUGCAGUGCCGGUUUCCCUGACUGCUCCCUGCCAGCUCUGGCCGCCCACUGCAGUGCCUCCAUCUGCCUGUCUUUCUUCGUCUUUGAGCGCUGGGAGAUGGUCACUUACUGGUACAUCCUGGGCUUCUGCAGUGCCUUACCUGCCACCAUGGAAGUCCUACUUUUCAUCUUGGUCUUUGGUUUGAAGAAGAAGCCCCUGUGAAAGACCCUGUCGCAAGAGGGGAAGGGGCUCCCGGAGAAGAGAUUCUCUGAGAUGCCCGCAUGGGGUGGAAAGGAAAGGGAGCUGGAGAAGUGUUCUUUAAGGAAGACCAACGGCUGGCUGCAAUCGGAGUCCGAGGAACUUGCCUUCUUAAGGGCUUAGCAGUGUGGCCUUUGAUCCCCCUGAUUUCUGACUCCAGAAGUUCCUUGCCUGUAGUCUGAGCCCAACUACAGCACAGCUCCAGCGGUCUGCUGUGCUGUGCGGACUCCCUCCAGUGGCCGCCCAGGGGUGGUGUACCCUUUCACUCACCGACACACAUUGUCUGCCACACAUUUCCCAAUUGGUGGUGCCAAAAAUCUCCUCUCAUAGGAGGCAGAGAAGUAGCAGCUUGUAGUUCGUGGGCCACCUUUGCAGAGGAAAUAGGCCAGAUAAUCACUCUGUGAAAGAAAAGUGUUUGAUCGUAUGCUGUAUUUUACUCUCAGCAGGGUGGCUGCUUGUUUUGAAAUUAAGAAGAAUAAACUCACUUUUUUUUACCUUAAUAAAGUGGCAUCCUCAUAAAUUUUAUCCCAAAAAGGGCAUUUUUGCUAUCAUAUCUCCAAUGCUUUUCUCUUAUCAGGGAGUAACUAAAAUUAGAUGCAGGGCAGGGCAGGACUAGGCUCCUGUCUACCUAAGAGAGUGCUGUGUUCACUCCCCAAGUACCCUGACUGUGAGAAUUCUGUCUGAUUUGUUCACCUUCUGUUAAACAUCUCCAGAUGGUUUCUACGCAUAUUUAAAAGUCCAACAUAAUGUAUUUUUACAUUAUACAAAAUAUCCCUUUUAACUGAGCAAAGAAUCACCUUUAAAAGUGGUGAUUCUCUUCUAUUUAGCAGGGGGAGGGCAACUGGCCCUAUCCAUCCCCAGCACAGCAUCCCUCCAGUGGCUGUUGCUGGUAUCUGCCUUAUGUUUUGUUUUAGAUUGUGUGCCCUUUGGGGACAGGGAGCCAUCUUAUUUAUUUUUCUGUGUAAGCUGCCUUGUGAACUUUGGUUGAAGAGCAGUAUAUACCUUUCCAUAGUUGUCGUCAUAAUACAACCUAAGGUGGAAGUUCCAAGAGGGUGGUGCUACUUUUGGUUUCCUUUGGAGGAGAGACCUCUGAAGGCCAAUGGUGUCUUUAAUAUUUUACAAAUAAGCAAAGUUCAGCUUUUGAUUAAAUUGAAAUAGAGCACUCCUAGAAGGAGCAAGCGCAAACAGAUCCCAGAGAAGAGCAUUGCAGGUCUGCAACCUCAGGUGCUUCAGCUCUCUGCUCAUUCUGGCCUCUCCAAGCCUGGGUCAGCUCCUCUCUGCCUGGUUCAGAAGCUGCCUGCCUGGCCAACUCAAGCUCCUGCGUCAGUUUCCCCCCAUACUCACCCAUUGCCCCUUCUCAUAAGAAGAGCCCUGCUGGAUCAGCCCCAAGGAAGCCCAUCUAGUCCAGCAUCCUGUUUUGCACAGUGGCCCACCAGAUGCCCCUGGAAGCCUAAAGACAGGAGUUGAGGGCAUGCCCUCUCUCCUGCUGUGACUCCCCUGCAACUGUUACUCAGGCAGUCUGUCUUUGAGGCUGGAGGUGGCCUCUAGCCCUCUGACUAGUAGCCCUUGAUAGACCUCUCCUCUAUGAAGUUCUCCAAACCCCUCUUAAAGCCUUCCAGGUUGUUGUCCACUGCUCUCUUGAGCCAGUGAUCUGCCUAACAAGAAGGAUUCAUCACCAUAUCCCCAAAACUCUUGGCGGGGGGCGGGGCAGGCAGGCAGGCAGGCGCUAGGGAGAGGCCUGGUCUGCCAUCUUUCUUGCAGAGAAUAAUCUCUAGGAAAGCCAUGCUGCACUCAGCUUAUGAUCUAAAAAACAUCCUUCUGGAACCUAAAUAUGACAAGGAGACCAUCAGCAUCCUCUUGCCUCGCUGGGCCGCUGCAAGAGAAAAUGUUCUGUGUUGAUCCCCGCUCCCCAUUCUUGUCUUGAGGUGCCAUAAAUUCUUGCAUCUCCCUCAGUUCCUUUUCUAGGUAGCCUGCAGACUCAAACGCAAACCAGGCUGCCCCUUUGCCAUGAUAAAUACGGUAGCUGGGCAGCUGCAUGCAAAUUUCUCGGCGCAUGGAUCCCUGGGAAAAGCUCAUGGUUCGGGAGCUGAUCUCCUAUUCCUCGAAGAAAAAAUGUCCGGGUGGUCGGUCUCUAGUGGAACCAUCGACGUGGCAGACGCAAGGAAGACGGAGAGCCGGCAGGGGAGAUACUUUUGCAGAGGGUCCGUUUGCCCCACCGUGACCUCAGAGGCUGCGGCCAGAAAUGGCGCUUGUGGCGCCCACCGCUCUCACUUUAUCGUCAGUGAGGUAUAUCCUUACUUGUUCCUCCUCCGGGAGAACAGCACAUGAUGAAUGGAGAGCGCAUGAGAGAUGAUUAGAGUCUCCGCGGGCGGGGGCCUGCGACCCCCCCGCUCUGCUCCUUUCUGAUUCACGCUGA